This is a messenger RNA of Xyrauchen texanus (razorback sucker), 2379 nucleotides long. Its product is annotated as HMG domain-containing protein 3-like. The transcript is spliced from 14 exons. The record is from RefSeq and is a predicted model, not a curated record. Lineage: Eukaryota; Metazoa; Chordata; Actinopteri; Cypriniformes; Catostomidae. The coding region runs from base 40 to 1809 and encodes 589 amino acids.
UCCUGUAUCAACUGUGGAUUUUAUUCACCUGUGGUAGUCAUGGAUUUACACAGGAAAGGGGUUUUCAAGCUGGCAGUCAGUGACCUCAAAGCACCCCCUGAUGACUUCAACGGAGAACAUGACAUUGAGAGUUUUUGGAAUUCUGUUCAUCUUGCGACGAUAAGUCAUGGUUUUUUCCAAAGCAGUGCAAACAACCCUUUCACUGUCAGUCCAAGCUACGAACACUGGGCACCUUGGAUUGGGAGUGAAACACGUCGAAGUGGCACUGUUCUUAACACAGAGUUCAAAAAAGUGAGAACAUGCCCCUCUUCAACUGAAGCACAGCUGAGCAGUGUUACUGAGGACCAUCUGAUUGAUGAGUUGGCAAAACAAAAGGUUGGAGUUGUGAGAAAAUUGUGCAAAGCCUGCAACAUCGACACCAAGGGCUCCCGCCUUGAUCUCAUAACAAGACUGAAGGAGAACAUGAAGAGCAGACAAACAUAUGACAAGGUCUUCCAAAGCAUAUGGGGUGCAUCUGUUGGAUGGUCUGUAAUACUUUGCCCACAUGGCAUUGUAUACAGCAUCAAAUUUAAUCUACGUGCUGAAAGUCCCAGGGACUUUGCAGACCUGUUACUCUCCUGGAAGCACUUUCCAAAUGCCUGUGUUUAUGAUUUCGCAAGAGGUUUGGCGACACACACCAAUUUGCGGGUUCCUCAUUCACUGCCUUUCCAGCCUUUUGAGGGCAGACUGUCUGAUCCCACAGAAGAGAAUGUGAAGGCAGCCAGGGAUGGAAAAUUGCUGGUAUCACUGCCAUGGCUACAUGAAAGUGUGCACUGUGGGGAGGAUAAUGCUCAUCCAGUCACUGGAUCAUCUGAGCACUAUGUCUUAUAUGACCGCUUCCAUGAGCAGAAUGCCACAGAUCCACAGGACAUACUAUGCAGGAUCCAACUUGUCCCUGAGCUGAAAGGGUGGUUGAAUAGCCAAGUUGCUGAGCAGUUCUUUGCCAAAAUGCGUAAAAGCAACUACUUCUUCAAUAACAUGACUCCAUCAACCCAUGCAUUUCUUAUGAGAAGUGUUAUCCAUCGUCCUAACACCUCCACAAAUAGAGCACUUCUGGAGAGGCAGUUAAACUCUGGAUGUCGGCUUGAACUUCUAAACACCAUCACCUUGUCUACUUUGGGACAAGCUGUCAUAGGUGAUGCAUCAAAACGACGAAGCACAACUGUGGUGGCUCAGGCAUCUUCAGCAACAAGAUCUCAACUCACUCCAGCCGAGCCAAGGUCAACUGAAAGCAUAGCUGCACAACCACCCACUGAUGAAGCACAAACACAAAAUGUUGGCCCUUCGCACCAUUGUGGGCAGCAUUGUGCAACACUUACUGCCAUCAGCAACCUCAGGCCCUGUAGAACAAUGUGGUCAGCUGGAGGAGAUCAUCCCCUCCAGGAACAGCUGGUCAGCUAUGUUCUGGAUGAGGGUAGGCCUGCCAAUGAAAUUAUGAUUAAGGAUGGCCCUACAUGUUUGACCAGAGAGAACCUGUUAUCUUUAGGUCUAAACAGGGAAAUGGACUCAAUGGUGGGAAAUGCUUGUCUGAGGCUUGUUAAGGAGAUGGUUGAGUUACAGGGGAAAAAGGUCUUUAUUAUGGACCUCCACAUCCCCCCAACAUGGCUCCCACCCUUGAGUUGUGACCCUCUAGGCAGUCUUCCUGUCGACUCCGCCGAGAAAGAUGCACUUAUAUUCCCACUGUGGAUACAAGGCCAUUUUUUGCUAUGUGGCUGUUGCACAAAAGCUCAUGCCUGGGCCAUGGGAAGAACAGUCAGGCCUGGAUGUUGAGGGGCUACCCCUACAACAUUACGGGAUUGACUGUGGAUUAUUUAUGGUUAUGGUGGGUUGCCAAGCUCAUUUUUAGGAUGUUUAGUGAUGUCCACACAACAUCCAUUGUCCAUUUUUAUUCAUCUUGGUAAAUUUAUGCUCAUACAAAUGACAUUUACAGUAUACCUGGUACAUAACUGUGGAGGCAGCCUUUGAUUUCACCACCGUAAGUGCAGUCUUGGUGUUGACAAAGAUGUUUAAUGUUAAUUGUGGUGAAUCACAUUACAACUGUUCUUAUCUUUAGUCUGACAUGCCAUAUCUGAGGAGUUGGUGGUGCAAGGUUUUGCUCGAGGGGUAUGGUUUGUGAAAUGAAAAGUAGAACAUUAAUAGAUAGUACUGUCAAAGUGGGAAAGCAUGAUGAACAUAUUUGGUCAAUGUCAAUUACAGACAUGGUCGAAGAUUUGCGCAUUUUACACAGGAAGGCAGGAAGAUGGGGGAUGGAAGUCUGCCGCCUGUUUUUCGUGUCCUUAGGAAAAGGAGAUGCAGCACUUUGGUACCUACAAUCCCAGCAAAGAUGUUAAGGGUUUCACA